Haliotis rufescens (red abalone) is the source of this 1402-nucleotide messenger RNA. RefSeq names its product lipoyl synthase, mitochondrial-like. Gene Ontology annotation, biological process: lipoate biosynthetic process. The coding region runs from base 105 to 1304 and encodes 399 amino acids. Lineage: Eukaryota; Metazoa; Mollusca; Gastropoda; Lepetellida; Haliotidae. The record is from RefSeq and is a predicted model, not a curated record. Gene Ontology annotation, cellular component: mitochondrion. The transcript has a single exon. Gene Ontology annotation, molecular function: lipoate synthase activity; 4 iron, 4 sulfur cluster binding.
UUAAUCUUCAAAAGAAGUCAAUCCGUAUGGGAAUUGACCGAAAUGUCGCCGCAUAUUGCAUGACCCAGUGCUUACAUCGCUCGAGGUAAUAUAUCAUUAAGACAAUGUCAACAAUGGCGGCAAGUCUUACGAAAGCGUGUACUAGUCGCAUUUUGCAGAAAACAGCUGUCAUCAACCACUCGAGAAGUGCUUGUGCUUAUAUAAUUACAAACAGACCUCGCUCAAACUCCGUUCCAAAUGACACCAUUCUAACAUCUCACGGACGAUGUUACUCAAAUCGGGCAACACUCAGCGAAACACAGAAGGAGAAACUUGCAGAAGGUCCCGACCUCGCCGACUUUAUAUCAGAUGACCUACCACUCACAUACGAUGGCGAGGGAGGUAUCAAGAAGGUUCAAGGUGAGAGAUUACGUUUGCCUAAAUGGUUGAAAACUGAAAUACCAGUGGGGAAAAACUAUGGUCGUUUGAAGGAGAAUUUACGUGAACUGAAUUUACACACAGUCUGUGAAGAAGCUAAAUGUCCGAACAUCGGAGAAUGCUGGGGAGGAGGAGAACACGGCACUGCUACAGCCACAAUAAUGGUCCUAGGAGAUGAAUGCACCCGCGGAUGUCGUUUCUGCUCGGUGAAGACUUCAAGAGCUCCCCCACCACCAGACCCAAACGAACCAGUGAACACAGCUAAGGCUAUUGUAUCAUGGGGCCUUGACUAUGUCGUUUUAACCUCGGUUGACAGGGAUGAUCUUGCAGAUGGGGGCUCUAAACAUUUUGCUGAAACGGUGGAGCAGAUUAAGACUCAGAAUCCAUCUAUAUUGGUUGAAUGCCUUACUCCAGAUUUCCGUGGUGAUCUUAAAGCGGUAGAAGUUGUGUUAGACUCUGGUCUUGACGUUUUUGCCCACAAUGUUGAAACUGUGUCUGAGUUGCAAAGGUUCGUACGUGAUCCCAGAGCGAACUACAAACAAUCUCUUGCUGUGUUGGAACAUGCUAAGAAAUACAGACCGGAUGUCGUCACUAAGACAUCCCUUAUGCUUGGAUUAGGGGAGACUGAUGAACAGAUUUAUGCAGUUCUCAAAGAUCUGAGGAACAUUGGAGUCGAUUGUUUGACCCUUGGACAGUAUAUGCAGCCCACAAAGCGUCAUUUGAAAGUAAAGGAGUAUGUGCAUCCUGACAAGUUCAAAUACUGGGAGGAAGUUGGCAACAAACUGGGGUUUGUGUACACAGCAAGUGGACCUCUUGUCAGGUCCUCCUAUAAAGCAGGGGAGUUCUUCAUCAAGAAUCUUGUUGAGAAGAGGAAGAGUUCAGUUUAAAGAUGUCUGUGAUAUCACUACAUACGGCUAUAACAUGUAUGAUGUAUGAUAAUGUGCUAUAUUGGUUGUUGACUGCAAUAAAUAGUUUGAAAAGUUUU